AUAGGCUUAAAGAACUUAAAUAUUGCUUAAGUGUGUGUUCCCGGCUUAAAUGUCAUUGCAGCCGAUGCGGAUGGUUUGAUGUCCGUCGUACGUUGUUUGUAUCACACGUUUAUGUGGUUAUGUCAACGAUGCACCUUGACAUUUCAUGCGUUAUCACACUCGCGUAGUAGUUUUAUUACAAAUCUAGGUUGAGAGGUGGUUCUUGAAAAGAAAGCAUGAUUCGAGUGAGUAUAUAAUUUACGCGACAUUCUUCCUGCGUUGAGAAGGUUAUGUUUGUCGUCGUGCUGGCGACGAUAAUUCACACAAAAUUCAAAUUUGUUACGCGAACACUUUCGCGAUGAGACCCGGCAUGCUGGAUAGUCGGGAAUUCAGCAAACGCGUGCGCCGCCUCCUGGACGGCAAUUAUUCUUACCGCAAGAUCUUGCUGAUUAUCCUGAUCUGUGGCGGCUUACUGCUGUAUUUCGGCCCGCCCUUUACACAGUGGCUUUUCUCCCCUGCCAGGGAGCCUAUCGAAGCAUUUGAGGAUCACUGCAUGAAUGAAAGAUUAGCUAGUUUCUACUUUGAUGCUGUUGAGUAUAAUGCAAAUAUAUUGCACGAUCCACCUAAAGAAAAUGAACAUCAAUACUUGCCAUAUAUUGGCAAUGGCGUUUUUGGAGUUCCUAUUUCUCCAGAAGGCUGGCUGUAUAUUAAAUAUGGGAGAGGCCUCUUGUUGCCAGUACAGUGGCAGCCACUGAUCUCACAUCCUGUACCAAAAGAGAGUUCCUAUCAGGAAGCUACAGUUAUUCAUUUCACAAAUGGGAUUGUUUAUAAGUAUCAGUGCCUUAGAGACGGAUAUCACAUAGAUUUUCAGUAUUAUUCCCACAGAAGUCUCCAGGGAAUUUUAGUACAGACUAUAAAAAUUUCAAAUUCUUUUUCACUGUCUCAAGAAAUACCGUUGAAACCGCAGGAAUCCUCUUAUUGGACAAAUUCCCACGUAGAACCCAUUAGAAUUCAGGUUGACGGACUUAAUCACGAUUAUAAUUUUGUAUCUGGAUUUGUAUCGCUGCCCAAUUCCAACAAGAUAAUAGUAGUAUCGAUAAUUUACAAAGUUCCGCCUAAAACAGUGCAAGUGAAAGCGCGCAGCUCCGUAAAACUCGAGUUCUUAUCGAGCAUUCAGUACAGCGAAGCAAUUUUGUCUGAGCAAUAUCACGUGGAACGUGACACUACGAAAAAGAAGGCAAUCGAUUUAUUAAAAAAAGCAAUUGCGCGCCAACGAAGCUUGAGGGAGGAGCACGUGAAUCUCUGGCAGAGUUAUUGGUACACGAGUCUGAGAAUAAGUGAUUCCAAGGCCGAGGGCGCCAUUAACGGCCAUAAGAUCAACUCUACUAUGUAUUACGUAUUAUCUCAGGUACCGCGAAGUACUCAGGAUGUGGAAAAAAAUGUCGCCAAUAAUGAAGGUUGCUACCGAGGUCAUCACACUUUGGACGCUCCUCGUUUGUGGAAAGAUACUUCGUCUAUCGAUGCUGUGAACGAGAUAGUCGAAGCAUGGUUGAUAACACUGGAAAAGCAAGGAUGCCAUCAUCUAGUGACUGGCGGGCCUACGGCUGUGCAACAGGCGAUCGUUCUGAGUCUGGGUGGCUUGAGAUUCAGCAAUCAACAUCUCGAGUUUAACAUCGAUCCCCAAUAUCUUCAUCGUGAUUACUUGUUCAGACGCAUAAAUUAUGGGAAUUUAACGCAUGUAAAUAUAUCUGUAACAGUCGGAGAGGAUAAUCGCGCAAUAUUAGGAGUGGCUCUGGAUAAAAGUGAUAGUGUUUACUUUGGAUGUGACGCCGGGUGUUUAGACGCACCGGUUCCUCUCAGUCAAACGUACACAACUUUCCCUGUAAAAUUGACAAAACCACUAACCGCGAUACUCUAUAUAACGUCAGAUCAUCAACAUAUGCAAGAUCUUCGCAACGCUCUUCAUGUACAUGAAGUAGAUAAUGCGCCAGCACAUGAUCACCAGGUGAUGGCUUUGCACAAGCACGGACAUCAGCUUGGAGGUCUGCCCUCAUUAUUCUGGGUCAGCAUAGGUUUCCUGAUAAUUGUGUUCCAUCUCUUCCUGUGCAAGCUUAUUUGUAAUGAAUAUUAUGGUCUUCAGGAUCGACAGCGGAUACGAUAUAAUAGACCGUAAGAAGACUGUACAUAAUUCAUUUUUUUUUAUUAUCACAACGUGUAUAUAUAUGUAUAUUGUUGUGAUGUGUACAUACAUAUUUUUUCA
Pseudomyrmex gracilis is the source of this 2239-nucleotide messenger RNA. RefSeq lists its product as uncharacterized. The record is from RefSeq and is a predicted model, not a curated record. The coding region runs from base 338 to 2152 and encodes 604 amino acids. The transcript is spliced from 7 exons. Lineage: Eukaryota; Metazoa; Arthropoda; Insecta; Hymenoptera; Formicidae.